This is a messenger RNA of Drosophila novamexicana, 2637 nucleotides long. RefSeq names its product centrosomal protein of 97 kDa (gene Cep97). The transcript is spliced from 8 exons. Bases 82 to 2619 code for a protein of 845 amino acids. The record is from RefSeq and is a predicted model, not a curated record. Lineage: Eukaryota; Metazoa; Arthropoda; Insecta; Diptera; Drosophilidae. Gene Ontology annotation, molecular function: protein binding.
GUGGUGGACGCCAGUGAAUGCUGCCAAAUUAGCUACGUUGGGUCACUUGUUAUAAAACUGCAGGAAUUUCAGGGUUAUAAAAUGAGCGGCGACGAGAGCUGCAGCGAAAAGCAGACGCUUAAUCUGUCCAAGAAGCAGCUGAAGAAGGUGCCAAAACAGGACGAUGCCCAGAAUAUACGCAAGCUAAUACUGGACGAGAACGAGCUGCAGAAGAUUGACAACAUUGACUCAUAUCUGAAGAUCGAGACGCUGUCGCUGAGCAAAAACCAAUUGCUGCGCAUGUUUGGCGUCUGUCGGCUGCACUGUCUGCGCGAGCUGAACCUCUCCUUUAAUGGCAUACUGUCCAUUGAGGGCCUAAAGGAAUGCGUGCAUCUGCGCGUGCUUAAUCUGGAGGGCAAUAACAUUAAGACCAUUGAGCAUCUCAAUACCAAUGUGAACCUGGAGUGCCUCAACCUGGCGGACAAUCGCAUAGGCAGCAUCUCGGAUGUAUCCUAUUUGCGCUCCCUGCGUGAACUCAACUUGCAGGGCAAUCGAUUGACCCAUCUGCGCCAGUGCGACAAAUAUUUGCCGGUCUCCCUGGAGACAUUAACGCUGGCCAAGAACAACAUUAACGAUCUUAAUGAGAUUUGCACGCUGUCGCAUCUGUGCAAUUUGCAAAGCAUUACUCUCUCGGAGAAUCCCUGUGUGAACAUGACGAUGGGACCGAACAGCAGGGACGGCUUUGAUUACCGGCCCUUUGUGCUAAACUGGUGCAUGAGCCUCAAGUUCAUUGAUGGCUAUGUGGUGGAUCCCAUUGAGAGCCUCAAGGCGGAGUGGCUAUAUAGCCAGGGACGUGGUCGCCAGUUUCGCGUUGGCGAGCAGUCGGAGCUGGCCAAAUACUUAAGCCCCAUCUGUCCGCUGGUGGGCAAGGCUUUGGAGAACGAAAACGAUCGCAAGCUGCGUCUGAUAUUAAGCAAGGCGCAGCACCAUCAGCGGCAGCUGCAAGAGGAAAUCAUGGAUAAUGCAAACAGUUCGGCCAGCACAUCGCCGUCCUCGCAUCGCAAGAAACCAACGAGCCGCAUUCAGUCGCCGCGCUUUUCGCGUCUGAGCGGUCGGCAGGGCUCGCCGGAGUCCAUGGUGAACAGCUACCAUGGCAAUAGCUGCAACAACAGCAUCAGCAGCGACAAUGGCAUCUCAAAUCAUGCGCUGCAAAUGAGCACCUCGCUGAUUGAGAAUAUUCGGAACGAUGGCGAUAAUUUCUCGUUGGCCAGCAUGUCCGGCCUAUCCAGCAGCGUGACCACCAAAACCUACAACUCGACGGAGUCAACACCUCGCAACAUAACGCCAAAUCCCUACAACGAACAAACGUUUAUUGGGCAAACGCCUGUGGGCGGACCCUUGGCUGCUGCCUCAAAAAUGGUGCCUGUGCCGGAAACGCUAAUGAGUCCCGAUGUGUGUCCCGCCGCCGUCGCCCAGCGGGCAACAGUCACGGCCCUCAACACGCAGAUGCACAAAACCAAAGGCAACAAGAACAAAGAUAACAAACUAAAUUUGCCGCGCGUUCGCAGUCCACAGCUGCGACGCAUGCAGAGCCCCACGAGCAGUCCCCGCAAGGCGGAACGAAUACAGCAGCAGCAGCAGCAUCAGCAACAGCAGCUCCAGAUGAAUGCCACAUCGGUCAGUACAACAGAUGCUGGCGGCUGCAGCACGGACGACGACGGCGAUCAGAUCAACAUUGAGAAGCUAAAAACUAUACGUAAAAUGGCUGCGGAGCGUGCGCAGCAGCAGCAGCAACAGCAGCUGGACAACAAUAAUCUGAACUGCACAGAUCGUCUGAUAGAGCAUGUCACUGAAUCCUCCGCGGUGACCAUACAGAAGAUGUGGCGCGGCUAUCAUACGCGCAAGAAAACCAAAGAUAUUGCCGAGAAGCUACACAAACAGCGCACACACGAGUACAUUGAUAAACUCAACAAGGACAUGCUGCUGACCAAGGCACAGCUGCAGAACGAGCGCAAAAUCCAACAGCUGCAGAUGCAGGCCAUCAAUGCGCUGUGGAAAAAAGUGUCCACCAUGCAAGUGGAUCCCAGGGCUGGCGGCGAGCAUGGCGCCAAUAGCAGCGCUUGCACAAAUGCGGAGGAUGCUGGUGGCAGCAGCAGCAACAACAACACGAAUCAGGGACAACUGUGCCUGGAUCAGAACUCGGCAGCCGUUGUAAAUGAUUUGGCCAAGCGUUGCACAAUGCUUACGGAUCAGGUGCAGCAGCUGCAGAGCUCGAUUGGCACCAUUGUCAAUUGCCUGACCAUGGUCUGCAAUUUGCCACAGGAUGCGCUCAAGAAGCACAUCAGCUGCUCGGAUGGCGAGGAGGUCGAAUACACUAGCUUUGAGCCGCGUGACAGCAGCUCCACUCAGACGGAUCUGAUUGCCGUGCAUACGCCACAAUUUGAAGAUUUGAGCAAUUUUCCCUUUACGAAAGCCAGGCCAUCUACUUUGGCGCUUGCAGAGUCCAAGCACGAUGCACUGCAUGCGGGAAAAUUGACAGCGGAGCAGGAACAACAAGAGCAUCAGCAGCAGCCACCACUGGGCGAGACUCAAGAGGAGGAGCACAAGGAAAACAUCGAGAUCUGUGAUGCACAGGAGUAGGAUUUGCUAAGCCAAGCC